Messenger RNA from Porites evermanni, 330 nucleotides. The record is from the annotation of a GenBank genome assembly. NCBI's taxonomy places the organism in Eukaryota, Metazoa, Cnidaria, Anthozoa, Scleractinia, Poritidae.
GGAUAUGGUUUGAAGUGCUAUACCUGCGUCAGUACCAAGAGCUGGGGUGACUGCGAGGACAUCAAGAAAGAAUCCACUUGCCCUCCCACUGCCAAUCGCUGCGCCAAAAUAAGCGUAGACGUCAAAAAAGGAGGAGUGUCAGUUGAAGAGUAUGGGAAAACUUGCUUAAGCGAAGAAGCGUGCUCAGCCACCGAAAAGGUCGACUUGUGUAAGGGAGCAGGAGAAUGUAAAGUCAACUGCUGUUCUGGUGAUCUGUGUAACGCUGCGUCGUUCAAAAUAAUGAGCACCUUUAUUUUGCUCACUUGUGUUCUUGUUGCGUUGAUUCAAUGA